GCUAUAGACCAGUGCGCCACGGUUCAGUUUAAUAGAAUGCUGUCACUGGCUCUCUAGACUAGGAUAUAAUAGUUUUCUCUUAUUGGUCGGCUCCCAACAUCGCCACCGGGAGAGUGUAUAAAAUGCAUCGUAGUCGCUCAAGAAGAGCAAGUCCAGCUCUGUUAUCUGGGGUGCAGAGCAGCCAGAGCCACAGCCACAGCCAGAGCCAGCCAGCCAGCCUAGUUCCGCAAACAGUGUGAGAUCCAGAGGAGGCAAGAGAAAACACCUGUUACGGAAGAAUCAAGUCGACAAGGCAGCCUCCACGUAUUCAACAGAGAAACACCCCCGUAUCUCACUUGCUGAAGCCCAGUAGGACCAUGUGGGUUCUGGACAAGAUCCGUGGGUCGGUAGAAACAACUGUACUCCGGAGGGGGGAGAAUGGAGACAAGGAGGGAAAUACUCCAGCCUACAGCAAUGUUCUCACCCCUGAUAAGAUCCCUGACUUCUUUAUUCCCCCCAAGCUGGUUUCCUGCCCCCCAGAGUCUGAGACCCUGGACGUCGUCAAGCCCAAGGAGGGCCUUUGGCUCUCGGCCUCUGAGCAGACCAUUGACAGUAAGAAAAUCAGCAGUCCUCAAAGUCCUCGUCUGGUCGUCAAGCUGGCUGGGGACACCAAGAACCUGCUGAGGGCAGCAAACCGUCACAUCAUCCAGAUAGAGAGCGCUGAUGAUGUGGUGGCAGGGGACACCAAUGCUGACCCUCAGUCUCAGACUGCAAUGUCACUGCCCUACGUCCCCAAGACCCAGACCUCCUAUGGUUUUGCCACUCUGAUGGAGAGCCCCCACACCCGCCGCAAGGAGUCCCUUUUCCACUGUGACCAGACCAGCCCCCUGACCUCCCCCAACUUCCAGCGGAAGGGGAAGAGCAGCGUCAGCGAGGGCAACCACCUCAACCCCCCUGUCUUCAACGCCUCUCACAACCCGUACCGCUACUUUAGUGGAGGGGAGAGUGACACCUGUUCCUCGGCUGAGUCCUCCCCCUUCAGCUCCCCGCUGCUCUCCCGCUCUGCCUCGCUGCUCAAGAUCUUCACACAUGAGACGCAGGCCAAGGUGGUGAAGGCCAAGAGCAAGUUUGCCCGCCACAGCUCCUUAUCCACAGACGAGUGCAGCUCUGCCGAGCCCAGUCCCAACGUGCCGCGGCGUCUCCACUCCCCUUCCCUCCACGGUAGUGGGCCGUCGGACCGUGAGCACACCAUUAACCUGCAGAAUGGCGGCAGGGUGAGGCUAAGCGCCGACUACGAUGCCGGCACAGCCCGCCUGCGCAUCCGUGUUCUGGCUGCCGAAGAGCUAUACGACAAGGUGUACGACAUCAAGAGCAUCAACUGCUGCGUGUCGCUGUACCUGAACCCUGGCAAGCUGCAGAAACAGAGGAGCACUAUCAUCAAGAACAGCCGGAAUCCUGUUUUCAAUGAGGACUUCUUCUUUGACUCUGUGACCUCCGUGCAGGUGAAGAACCUGGCAGUGAAGAUCAAGGUGGUGAAUAAGGGCACCAGCCUGAAGAGAGACACUCUGCUCGGGGAGAGAGAGAUCCCUCUGGAGAAGCUGAUCCAUGACCUCUAGAUUUGUCCUGGAGAUACAGAACAUAACUUUGACUGACACUGAAUGAGACUAUGAAUGAUAAAGUGCAUGAAUGGAAGAGAUAUAGUUUGGGAUUGAUGUUUGCUUGGUGCCCCACAGAGAACUGUCUGAAAGGAGCAGUUCAUUUAUAGUCACUGACUGUUUGGUCUGGUCUAGCAGCUCGUCUUGUAGCUGGUCACCUCCUCAACCUUCUGUUCCCUGAGCCUGCAGCCCUGCACAGCCCAACUUCCAGAUCAUGUGGUGGACAAUCAAAUAUGGCACAGGUCAAAAGACACCUGCGCAUUUGAUUGACUCACUUUUUGUACUCUCUUGAUCUCAAUGUUUUAUGUUGCAUAGUUGUAACUUAAUGCGACUCAUCCUCAGACGAUUCAGUGUUAAUUCAGUUCAGCACUACAACACUUUUAUGGAUCUGUGGGUCUACUAUAUCCUGAUUGUUGUUGCCAUCUACAGUACCACCUAGAGGGAGGACCAAUCUGUGGUGUGACCACAAUGUCCCAAACCUGGAGGAUAGAGAUCAGACAUCCCCGUAUGCAUCCUCGUCCGCUUGGCAUGAAUAUGUAAAUGCAGUUAUACAUUAGCAGUUUGUACUUCAGUUUCAUAACACUCACAAACCAUAGAGAGAGGGAGAAUGCAUGUCAUUUUAAAGGGUGUUUACCAAGUGGUUGAACUUGAUUUUAUACAUAAAUGUGGUAAUUGUGUGAGACAUGACUCAGUAUGGUGUAUGUGUGAAUUUGUUAUCAAUAUACAACAUUAUGACUUGUUUGUUAAUUGUCUAUUAUGUACUGCUCUCUGCUGGAGAGUGAAUGAUUGGCAGCCCCCCUGUGUAGACAAGCCACGAGAUGAGUAGACUGAGAAAGGCAAAAAAAAAGAACAGUAACACAACAAUAUUUAAGGAUAGUAUUCUAUUCUCUAUUCUAUUCUCUAUUAUAUCUUUCUAUUCUAUGAAGGAUAGUCUUCUAUUCUCUGCAUGUGCUCUGCUGUCCUUUAAAAUGAAUUAGAAUAAAUGUGGUCUGAUUGCAAUUUCAAGUAGGAGACAGAGGUUGUUUCUGAAGAUGGUUAAAGGGUCAACACAUCGAUCAGUCGUUGAGAUAUGUAGUCAUUUAACCAUGUCAGACAUCACUGAUGUUUUACAGUAUGUAGCCAGUGUUUUUGUGGGUUUACAUUCCUGUUAUGUUCGAACCUCGACUAUACAAAAGCUCUCCCCAACACCAUUGCUUUUCUCCAAGCUUAUACUUUAUAAAACUCUUGUUGCUGUAUGUGUGAUCAUUUUGUUAUUGUGAAAAAGCAGUAUGAUACUAUAAAAUAAUUUAUUUGUGGGUGUUUAUACUAUCUAUACCUGCUGUACAUGGGAGUGUGCUCACUGAGUUGUAACCAAUCCCUUUUUUGGCUUACAUCAGCAUGACUAAGAAACAUCAAUAUUGUCAGUAGAUUUGAUUAAACUUAAUUUUAGUAGACCGG
This is a messenger RNA of Oncorhynchus tshawytscha (Chinook salmon), 3071 nucleotides long. RefSeq names its product C2 calcium-dependent domain-containing protein 4C-like. The record is from RefSeq and is a predicted model, not a curated record. Bases 357 to 1595 code for a protein of 412 amino acids. Lineage: Eukaryota; Metazoa; Chordata; Actinopteri; Salmoniformes; Salmonidae. The transcript is spliced from 2 exons.